AUGUUUUCGAAUCAGAGCACACCAUUCUUAUCACCGACUAUGUACGAUGGUCAAUACCUGUAUCCGUCGUAUAGCUGUGAUCAAUUACUUGCUCCACCAUCUUAUUACACACAUUGCAAAUCGGAGCCCAAUGUAGCUUGUCACAGCAACCAGACUGAACAACGACGUCUUUCCGACGGUCCUCAGCCGCUAUCAUUACGUCGUCCAUAUCCCUACAAUUAUUACCAUCAACCAAGUGAAUUCGGAGGCAGUGAUACGUGCAUGCUAAAACGAAAAAAUUCGUCAUUGAACAUGCUUUUGGACUCUACAAGUUCAAUGAUGCGAACAGCGUCAACAACUUUUCAAUGCUUAAUUGGUUCAGCUCGUCGUGCUUCAUACUGUGGCCAGCCAGAUCCAAGUGUGCAACUCGCUCCAAACGGCACAAGUGGUUCACUCUAUCUACGAUCAACAACAGCAAAUUCGAACGAAUCAUCCUUGUCAAAUGUCUCCUUCGAUGAUCAACGACGUGUUGUCACUAUUUAUGACGGUCGCAUUCCAAGUACGCCCACCGCACCGACUAUACCGUUUGAACUAUUAACUCCUCUCGAAGCAAUAACGAAAGCUGUAGAUGAUCCUGUCGAAUCCUUCGUGCAAAUCGUGCUCGAAACGCCCGAUGAUAAGCCACCCAUCAUGCCACCUGUUCAUAAUUCGUUAUAUCGUACUGGAUCACCGUCACGGCGUCGACAUCGAAGCAGUUCGCCAAAUCUGAAGCCGACUAAUGAACGUCAAACAAAUCACUUAGAAAAUCUUAAUUUACCGAAACUAACACAACAUCAAUCAAUGCCGAAUACGGAUUAUUUCAACUCGACUCGAGUGCAUUGCCAAGCGCCUGAUAUUAUUAUUCCGAUGGAUUUUUCUUUUCUUGAGCCGGUGCUACGAGGUGAAAGUGCUGCUCCUCCAUCUCGCAAUCAUGCUCUAUCGAAACCCAAUUCACGUCAAAAUUCUCUUCAGAACAACGCAAUUACAGAUAAUUCAUCAUCAAAUCUUCACACAUCGCCACAUAUCACCUAUUCAUGCCACCGAACGAAAACUAAUACAAAUAAUAUAAUCGUACCACCAGAUUCACCAUCUGGUGAUAAUCACAACUAUUUUAUUCCGCCGUCACCUCGUUUGAAAUUUACACCAUCGAUUGAGUAA
Adineta ricciae is the source of this 1176-nucleotide messenger RNA. The record is from the annotation of a GenBank genome assembly. NCBI's taxonomy places the organism in Eukaryota, Metazoa, Rotifera, Eurotatoria, Adinetida, Adinetidae.